AUAAAAGUUUGUGUUAGACGUACCCGGUAGCUCUGCAUUUUUAGCACCAUUGUUUUGCGUUUUAAUCGCUUGUGUUAUAUUUAUUAAAGGCAAAUUUGUGCAACAUAUCAAAAAGUGUCCAUGUAAUCCGUGUGAUAACCCGAAAUAAGCAUCAUUGCCAAGAUGUCGGAUAAUGUAAAAGUUUCGAUCAAAGUACGGCCUUUGAUAAAACGGGAGAAGGACAGCAAACUAACAUCACAAUGGCGCGUAAAGGGGAACACGAUAGCACAUAUCGAUGGCACUUACGAUCGUUUUGUUUUCGACCAUAUCUUCGAUGAAACUGCGUCGUCAAAGGAUCUCUUCAACACCGUCUGCCGGCCGGUUAUACUUUCUGCGUUGAAUGGCAUCAACGGGACGAUAUUCGCCUACGGGCAGACGUCUUCCGGCAAAACGUACACCAUGAUUGGUGACGAGGAGGAACCCGGUGUGGUGCCGCUGACGGCGACGGAAAUUUUCGAGGAGAUCAAAAAGAUCAAAGAGCGUCAGUUUCUGAUACGCGUUGGAUUUAUCGAGAUCUACAACGAGAAGAUUCACGAUCUGCUGAAUACGUGCAACACCAACAUGAAAAUUGUGGAGAAUCAAUACGGCGACGUGACGGUGAAUUCGAGUGAAAAAAUCAUUAGUAGCGCCGAACAGAUCCUCAUGUACAUGGAUAAGGGAAACAAGGCGCGAAAAAUCGGCGAAACGAACAUGAACGAACGCUCGAGCCGGUCGCACACGAUCUUCCGUAUUAUGAUCGAAUCGCGUAUGAUUGAAGGCGAAUCGGACAACGAGGCAGUCCAGAUUGGAAUAAUCAAUUUGGUCGAUUUAGCUGGCAGCGAACGGGCUGACCAAACCGGUGCGACGGGUUCCCGGUUCAAGGAGGGCGUUUGCAUCAAUCGUAGCCUCCUGUCGCUCAGCUGCGUCAUACAAAAGUUGAGCGAAAAUCCUGACAAACAGUUUAUCAACUAUCGCGACUCGAAGCUAACCCGCAUCCUGCAGGCUUCGCUCGGUGGCAAUGCGGUAACAUCGAUGAUCUGCAACAUUACGCCCGCCGCAAUCGAAGAGACGUACUACACGCUUUGCUUUGCGAAUCGGGCGAAAAACAUUCGGAACAAGCCGAAAGUGAACGAGAUCCUCAGUGACGCUGCCUUGAUGAAACGGUUGGAACGAGAGAUCCAGCGCCUUCAAAACGAGCUGCGAUCUGAGCAAAACAAAAAUAGCCAGAUCAACCUGGUUGAGCUGCAGAACGCGAUCACGCUGCGUACGAAUCAGCUUAUAAACUCGAACCAGGCGAUGGGUACGAACAACGAUCACGCGCGGCGCCGUACCUGGUGCCCAUCGACCUCCGAGAUUCCUCGCUUAGCCAGACCGACCUCUUCAAUCGCGUCCGUAGGUGGUACACUGAUGGGACCACCACCCUCGAAUCUGCUGGUGCCGAACGGGAUGACGCCAAACAUCGCGAUCCGGACGAUAUCGGCGGAUGGGUGUGAAACUCCGCAGGCGAACGGGUUCCAAGCCACACUAGCCCUGAUGGGCGCAGAUUACGAUCAAAUCCCUUACCGUAAUCUGCUGGACAAUCGGGACCUUUUGGCACGCCAGAUGCGUUCAGUUUCGCCAGUUGGGAACGGGUUGUUGAAUCCGUUCAGUGCCGACGAGUUUGUACCGGGCGAGCAGAUCAGUUUCGGGCACUGUUCCCUGUCCCCGCUAUCGUCUAUGGCACGCGACUUGCACACACCGAAGAGCUUACGUCGAACAAGACGAUCGUCGACCGGCGAUUCGCCACCAUUUUUCGACUACGAGAAACGAUGCCGGGAACUGGAACAAGAGCUGAUCGAGCUGCAGGAGUUUACAAAGCUAGAGAAGACCGUCGAGCUGGACUACCUGAAGCAGGAGCUAUCGAAGCGUGACGAUUCGCUAGCCGGUCUUAGAGAAGACAUUGAAGAAAAAGAGCAACGAAUAGAACAGCUGGAGGAAAGAUGCACUCAGCUUGAAAUAGAAUUGAAAGAUCAGCAGGCACGAGUCAGCAAGGCAGAAAUCGAUCUGCUGCAGGCUGCAAAAGAACGUCAGGCGGCCGUACGGCAGGCGGAACUGCACAGCAAUCAGCUUACCGGUGUCGAGUUCGAGUACGAACGCUUCCGACAGCGCUCGGAGGCACGCGAGAAGGAGCUGAUCGAAUCGCUUCAGGAGGCACGCGGUUCGUCCGGCGGAACGGUUACGCCCAACAAUGCCGACGGAUUCCGGGUUGAUCAGAAGCGGGAGGAAAUGAAGCGUCUGGAGAUGCAAAAUUAUGAAUUUUCACUGCAGCUUGAAGAAUGUAACAAACAAAUUGAGCAGCUGAAAGCUUCCUAUCUCGAGCAGCACCGAAAGCUGGAGCAAGUUAAGCAAACGGUUCUGCAACACCACCACCAUCCCGUUCAAAGUGUACUGGCCGGUGGUAAAGGGGAUGAGGUCGCCACCCAUUCGCUGGUACAGUCCCUACGCAAACUGCUACUGUCAGGGGAGGACAUUGAAAAUGUUGAAACUGUUUCGCCACAAACCCACAACGAUCAAUCGACGAUCGAUCACGAUCCAAACGCGACCACCCUCGGGGACGCCCAAACCGUCCAGGAGUUGGUGAAAAUUAUUGAAACGCUCGAGCAAAACCUGCACACGAGCGAACAGGAAAAGAACACCAAUGGGACCAUGCUGGACGAGGUGAAACGACAGUUGGAUGGUAAAAUCGCAACGAUCGCGCAGCUAGAGAAGCAACUGCAAGGUUGGAAGCAAAAGUUCGAGGCACAGACGAGCGAGUACGACGAAAUGUCCACUCAACUGAUGGAUCAGAUGCAGGAAAGUGAGGAGCUCCGGAAGGAGUUCGAGGCGCUCCAACUAAAGCAUAGCACGGAACAGUCGGAGGCGGAAACGCAUGAAGCGGAUUUCUCGAAGCAAAUAGCCGUACUGAAGGAAACGCUCGAAAGAGCGACUAACGAGAAAGAAGAACUGCACCGGACUGGUGAGGCACUGCGAGUAGAGAUUGUCACGCUAAAGAAAGCAUUAGAGGAGAAGGUUACACUGGUGGACACGUUGGAAAAGGAGAAACGCACACUCACCACCAAUUGCGAUGAGGUAAUGAAGAGUCUCGGUGAAGCAAAUUCACGAACGGAAAAAAUGCGUAUAGAAAUCGAUGAACUGAAAGUAAAGCUAGCAAAUGGGGCGAAUUUAAAGGAUGGUUUGGAGAAAAUGUUUGCCGAGCAAACGAAGGAUCUCAGCUGCACGAUCGAGAAGCAGCGUGCGGAAAUGGAAGCUCUGGCAAAAGAAAAAACCCGCCUGGCGGAUGAGAUGGAGCUUUUGCAGAAAAAUGCACAAGAAAAUCUCCGCGAUCAGAUAGACCCGAAGAUGAUGGAAACCCUUAUGUGCCAAAAGGAGAACCUGGAGCAGCAGGUGAAUACAUUGCGGGAGAAAAUGGAAACUUGUCAGAAGGAACUGCACGCGGCCGAAACCGAACGAGACAGGCAAAUUCAACUCUUUUCGCAGGAAAAGGAAUCGUUUGAACAGGCAAAUGGGGAGCUUCGGCGGGAGGACGCCCGGUUGGAGGAAUUGAUUACUCAGGCGAAGGAGGAUCGCCAGCACGUCAGUGACCGGGAACGGUGUGCCCUGAAGGAGGAGUUGGACCUGGCUAGGCAAACGUACGACACACAGGAGCGACGUGUGAACGAGCUGCAGCAGGAGGUGGAAAGCUACCGUACUGAACUACAAACCAUUCAGAAGGAGUACACGGCACUGAUGGAAAAGGAAAAGGUCGAUAAGGAGACGUAUGACGAAGCUCACCGAAAGUACGAGGAAGAGAUCGAACUGUCCAGGGAAACGAUUGAUCAGCUUAAGAAACAAAUGGCCAGCAUAAGCGAGCAGGAAGCCAAUGGGCGGGAAACGAUAGAAAAAGCGCAGCUUGCACAGAAAACCAUGGAAGAACGUAUAGUUGAGUUGGAACAGGAGGUUCAACGACAUGUGAAGGGCCUUGAAGCGGCCCGAACGGAACACUCCGCUUUGGUUGAAGGUCACAACAAGGAAAAGGAAAACUUUGAGAACAUCCGUCAAAAGCUGAUGGAAGACAUUGAGUCAUCGAAGAAAACGAUCGAAAGUCUUACGGAGGAAAAACAGGAUUUGCUAGAGCGUCAUUCGGGUGAACAUCGGAAGGAGCAUGAAACACGUGCCGAGCAGAUGGAAGAGUUGCGGAAGGGUACUGCGUGUCUUGAACAAAGGCUCAAAGAGAAAGAAGAAGACAUAUGUAAAUAUGUUGUUGCAUUGGAAACCGCCCAAAAGGAAAAGGAUGAACUCAUGGAGCAGCAAAAACUGAGCAGUAAAACGGCGCAGGAUGCCCAGCAAUUGGCAGUAGAACAAAUAAGCCAGUUGAAGUCGACGCUGGUUCGUUUAGAGGAAGAAAAACGCUUCCUUGAAAACGAGCAGGCAGAACGUUUGGCCGGGCAACAAACGCUUGAACAACAGUUGGACGAGUUGAGGCAUGGAAGGGACGCAUUAGCGCUUCAGGUUGAGGAGCGAGAGCAGGAAAUCCUUCGGUAUAUCACCGAACUGGAAACGCUGCGAGCGGAACAGAUCCGCCUCGUGGAACAACAGAACGGCACGUGCAAGGAGCUUGAGGCUAGGAACGACUCCCUGGUGAAGGAACUCGACUCACUGCAGCAAACCGUCGAUCAAUUGCUGUCGGAAAACGAAUCCCUUCUGAAGGAGCAGCUCGAGGGCGAGGAAUCGCUCAAGCAGCGGCUAGCUUCGGAGCUUGAAGAGUUGGAAAAGUUGCGAUCCUGUCGCGACGAAUCCGAACGUCUUGUGGCGCAACUCGAGCGAGAUCUAACGACGGUACGGGCCGAGCUGGAAAUGGUUCGCCGUGAGCUGCUGGCCGAGAAACAACGUCACGAUGAUAGCGAGCAAUCCAAAGACGCUCGUAUUCGAUCGAUGACGGAAGAGAUCGAGACUCAGAAGCGUGCCAUCGUUGCACUCGAGGACGAGAAGCAGCGACUGCUGGAGGCCGAAGGUAGAUUGACGAGGCAGCUUGAAGAAAACAACCGUCGAACGUUGGAUCUUGAAGUAAAGCAGCAGGAAAUGGAAUCCUUCCGGGAGGAGCUCCGUAGAGAAAACAACGAUCUGACGGUGGCGGUGCAGGAACUGUCCGGAAAGUUGGUCAACCUGGAGGAGCAGAUGGAUGGGAAUGAGGCUGCGCAGCGCAAAACGAUUGACACUUUGGUGCGGGAAAAACAAGCCCAUGAAGAUGCGGCACACAAACACGAGCAGGAAGCGAAAACCUUGCGCCGACAGCUGGAUGAAGCGUCGGCGAAAUUCUACGACUAUCAGCAACGUCACGAAACCGCCCAAAAGGAGCUGCAGGACGUUCGGGUAGCGUUGGAGGAAAGCACUACCGUGCGGGGUCGGCUGGAGGCGGACAUUACUGAAUCGUCCAGUGUGCGAGAUGUGCUGGAGCGUGAGCUGCGCGAGCUGAAGACCGCACUCGAAAGCCUGGACAGCAAGCUGGAGAACGAACGGUACGAGCAGGAACGCCAAACAUCGGCCAACCUUCGGCGCGAGCUGGACGAAAAGCAGAAGGAGCUGGAAAGCUUCAUGGCAACCGGGCGCCCUUCGCUUGGCGAUGGCCGUGUGGUUCAAGCGUUGCGCCGUGAAAACGAAGAUCUGCUCAAGCAACUGAACGAAGCGCGUCAAAUCGAUGGCCUCAAGGGGAAGCAGCUGCAGGAACGGAUCGACGAGCUGCAACGACUCGAAACGGAGAUUACUCGAAUGCGCGACGAGAUGGCCACGAUGCGGCACGAGUCCAGCUUCAACGAGAAGGAAGAGCAAAUCACGCAACUCCGCCGAAAGGUGACCGAGGUGGAGAAGGUGCGCGAAGAGACGGUCCACCAGAAGCGGUCUCUCGAGCGGGCAUACGACCAGCUGCGGUUCAAACAUCAGACGCUUGCGAAAGAGGUGGACGAGCUGCGUCGUACGACGGACAAGGAGCGCAAAUCCCGCCGCCAGAGCACGCACGACGAUCGGCGCGGGUUGAUCUUUAACAGCAAGGAAGUGGCUACGAUGACCGAUCCCACCUCGACAAAUUGUGGCUGUCUCGAAAUGGACGCACAGAUCAAGGAACUUCGUAACAAGCUGACGUUGAAGGACUGUCAGCUCAACACGCAGAAGCUCAUCUCGUCGGCGAACCCGCUGAAAAAUGAAAUCACCGAGAUGCGCCGCAAAAUGGAUGAGCACAACCGCGAAAAGGUACAGGUCGAGCAGGAGCUGCGAGAAGUGCUGGCCGAGCUCGAUCGAGAGCGCAAGGAUCGCAAACGGCACUGCACGCAGUGCAUGCGCCACAGUCGGCAGCAGAAUGCACGCUGCGACAAGGCAGUACAGGCGUACCAUCCGGAGGAGAAAGCUACUACGGCGGCCGUUUCAGUGUCGAUCGUGUCAACCACACGCUCCCCCGCUGCCUCGACCGGGACACCCGCUCGGAAUGGAGCAACAAUGGAGACGGUUGCCGCCCUGCAGAGCCGCUGCGACGAGCAGCAGAAUGAGUACGACAAGUUGAUGGAAAAAUAUCAAAAGAUGAAACAGCUCUGCAGGUUGCGAAACGAGAGGAUUGUGAGCCUUGGCCAGAGUAUAGCGGAAAAGGAGAACGAAAGCACGAACGUGAACCGAAACAUGGAGGAUGAAUGUCUAAAAUUGAAGCAACAGCUGAAGGAAACUGAAACCCGCUGUGCCCAGAUUCAUCGACAGACGGUAGGAAAAGCAUCGACGAUCAAGUGUGAAAUCGGAGUGCAAACGGAGGCUGAUUCCGAAACGGAAAUAUAUCGGGCGAAAUACGAGCGUUACCGAGCCCUCUGCCACAAGCUGAUUGAAGAAGGUAAAAGUAAACGAUCGGCGGCAGUGGUGCAGUGAUAUAUUCGUGCAGGAAAAGUGCAGGCAAGUGUGCACUACUCUCUGCAAGAGGAGAAGACCGUUUGUGUUACCUUUCCAUUUUCCAAUCCAAGCCGAUUGAGAUUUGUUUAAAACGCGCCCUCCCGUACUGCGUUGGUUGGUUUUUUUUCUAGUCGUGUUUGUCUCGGAUGGCUAAUGAUGCUUUUCCGCCCUCCAAUCGCCCGAUGAGUCGAUCUUACCCCGUCCGUGUGGCCUUCUUAGAACCACCACCUUUUGUCGCUAUCGUUCAUAUGGUUGGUUUUUCUUUAUUUGUAGAGAUAUUUGUGUUCGCUUUGUGCUUAAUUAAAUCUACUAGCAUGUAAAAUAAGUAGGAAUGUUUGAUCGCAAACCCAUAUCAUCCUUAUGAAGCUGUUAAGCAGUUCAUUUAGGCUUAGUAACUGAAAAUAUUUAUCGAGAUUAAUAUUGUGUUAGUAAAAUUGUAUAGAGAUAAAGCGAUGCCAACAAAUGCAGUUAGAAUGCCGGCGGAGAAAUGGUAAAGAAAUCGAUGUACGAUCAUUUUCUUUUGUGUAAAAGACAUUAGAGCGGCAUAUUUUGUUAUGGAAAUUAUUAGUGCGUAAAGUUAUACCUGUAAGUGUACUUGUCGCUGCACUUUGGAUGCAAUAAAGCUCUAUCAAAAUAUUCAUAGAA
Messenger RNA from Anopheles coustani, 7602 nucleotides. RefSeq lists its product as uncharacterized. The record is from RefSeq and is a predicted model, not a curated record. Gene Ontology annotation, molecular function: ATP binding; microtubule binding; plus-end-directed microtubule motor activity. NCBI's taxonomy places the organism in Eukaryota, Metazoa, Arthropoda, Insecta, Diptera, Culicidae. The coding region runs from base 163 to 6936 and encodes 2257 amino acids. Gene Ontology annotation, cellular component: microtubule. The transcript is spliced from 9 exons. Gene Ontology annotation, biological process: mitotic cell cycle; microtubule-based movement.